Messenger RNA from Camellia sinensis, 804 nucleotides. Its product is annotated as protein yippee-like. The record is from RefSeq and is a predicted model, not a curated record. Lineage: Eukaryota; Viridiplantae; Streptophyta; Magnoliopsida; Ericales; Theaceae.
GUGGGAACUGGAGUUGGAGUGGGGAUGGGGGAGCGAGGCCCUACAGAAGAGUUUGAGGUUAGCAGCAGGAGCGAGGUUAUACAAAUCUGUCCAAUUCUAAUGCUUACUACCUUAUAUUGCUCCUUUUGUCUAUGGUUCAGAGUGGGAGCUGGAGCGGGGAUGGGGGUGUGAGGGCCCUACAGAAGAGUUUAACGUUGGAGCAGGAGCGAGGAUAUAGUAUGCACCGAAAAAAGGAGCGAGGAUUUACAAAUCAGUCCAAUUCUAAUGCUUACUACCUUAUAUUGCUCCUUUUGUCUAUGUCUUUCCACUGCAAGCAUGGGAAGGCAUAUCUCUUUGAUAAGGUUGUGAAUGUCACCUUCGGAGACAAAGAAGAGCGGAUGAUGAUGACUGGAAUGCAUAUUGUUGUUGACAUAUUCUGUGUUGGAUGCGGCUCAAUCGUGGGGUGGAAAUAUGAGGCUGCUCAUGAGAAGAGCCAAAAGUACAAGGAAGGGAAAUUUAUUCUUGAGAGGUUUAAGAUUUUGGGUCCUGAUGGAAGUCACUAUAUGGAUCAGGAAGCUCAGAUUGGUGGAAGCGAUCCUGAUGAUGCUUGAUUAGCCUCUCCCUUUGUCUUGUUUUCUUUCUUCAUUAGUUUCGGUUAACUGGUUUUUAACUGUACAUUCUUUGCACCUUGCCAUUCUUAUUCUACCCUAUUAGUUUCAAUCAUAUUUUUGGAUUAGUUGUUGCUAGAGACCAGUUUUGCAGAACAGUUAGAAUCAUAUUCAGAUUCUAGUAGAUUUUAUUAAUAAAUUCUGUUUAAGAUGCAUC